AUGGCCCAGGAAGAAGCUAGAACUGCCAGGGUUAAUCCACUAGGGGACGAUGAUGCGGUGGAGUUGGCGGAACAGUACAGGACGGAGAGGCAAGUAGAGAGAGUAGGGGGCCUGGCGGGACCGCCGCGUUCAUGGACAUUAAUGGCAGCUCUGAAGCUAAUCAACCAGGCUGAGCCAGAUCACUGGCAUACGAAGGCUGACAAGUCGACUGUUACUGCGGGGGAGUUGAAGGUGGAGGAAAGGGCAAACAAGGAGGAGGAGGUUUUGAAGAAGAAGAAGAAGAGGAGGGUUGCCCCUGAGGGGGCCUCAGAUGCGCCUGGGUCGAACAAGGCCAGGUCAAAUGGUGAGGGCAUUCCGAUGGCAGAGGAAGGAGGGGAGAAAGGGGUGGAGGCUACUCCAGAAGUGGUUGUUGCCCUAGAGGCGCAGGAGGAGAAGAGUCAAGGGGUCCCAGAGGGAGUGAUGGAGAGUGGGUCAGCUGUCCCUAAGGAAGUGAUGGGGCAGCAGCCCCAGGGGGUCCCUGCGCCCCAAGGAGAAGGGGCCAGACUGACGACUGCAAUCUACCACGCUCGCGCAGUGUCUGGGCGGCUAGAGGGAGAGGAAGGCCCAGCCAGGGCGGCUGCAGAUCGCCUUAUGGGGAUUGUGGACGACACAGCCGUGCGCUCGGUGGCCAGGUUCAAUGAGGCUGAGCUGCUAAGGGGGUUGUGCUCUACCCAAAUGGAGGUAACGACCUUAGCAGGGGCUUUGCUGAGAAAGGCGGUGGCUGCGAAGGUCAAGUCGGAGGAUGCUAAGGCCCAGCUUGCAAGUUUCAAGAAGGAGAGUGCAAGUUGGAAGAAGGCUGCACGAAGCGCAUGUGCUAGGGGUUGGCAAGAGGCUGAGAAGGCAAAAAAGAUGGAAGUAUUGGCGAUCGUGCAGGGCAAUGUUGCCAACGGUGCCCAUGCUGAGUUGUUGGCGGUCAGAUUGGAGCUAGAGGACGAAUGGCGCAAGGUAGUGUCGCUCGAGUUCCAGCUGGCUGGCGAGCAGAAGAAGCUGGGGGAUGCUCAAAAUGCCUGCACGGUCACCACCGAGCGGUUUGAAGAGGCCAUGAUCGACAAUGAAGAACUGCGACUCCAGCAGAUCGAAGAGAAGGAUGAAGCAGGUGUGAAGAUUGCUGGGCUGCAGAAAGAGCUGGAGGAUGAGCGUGCUAAGGCAAUGGAGGAGAAGGCAAGGUUGCAGAAGGAGUUGCAGAAGGAGUUGGAAGAAGAAAAAACCAAGGCAGCCUCUGAAAGGGUAGCAUACCUUGAUUUGUGCGUGGUAGCAGUAGAGCAAUUCAAGGGGUCUGCUGACUUCCAGAUGACGAUCGUCGCCGCGGUCGCCAGCAAUUUGGCAAGUGAGGUGACUGGGGAGGCGAGCUCGUCAGGAACGACCGCUGGAAACAGGACUGAAGCAGAAAGUGACUUUGAGAGAAACUCAACGCAGAGUGAAUUUUAA
Camellia sinensis is the source of this 1467-nucleotide messenger RNA. NCBI's taxonomy places the organism in Eukaryota, Viridiplantae, Streptophyta, Magnoliopsida, Ericales, Theaceae. The record is from RefSeq and is a predicted model, not a curated record.